Dovyalis caffra is the source of this 972-nucleotide messenger RNA. Lineage: Eukaryota; Viridiplantae; Streptophyta; Magnoliopsida; Malpighiales; Salicaceae. The record is from the annotation of a GenBank genome assembly.
AUGACUGAUGCUUCAAAAACCAAUGAAUCUUCAAACACGAAUAACAAAUAUGAAGAGAUAAUCUCAAACCUUCCCCAAGAUAAUGGCUGGAAACCAUUUGGAAAACUUUACAACUAUCAAGGCUUUUGGUACGCUCCAUCGUUGCUCCAAAAUGUAAUUUCAGCUCAGCAGUCCUUCACUCCCCAACCAAAAGAUUUUAUCCUGUGCAGCUCUCCGAAAAGUGGCACAGCUUGGCUUAAGGCAUUGACCUUUUCCAUUGUGUCACGAAAUCAGGUCGAUGAUUCCACAAACCCUUUGCUCAAAAAACUGCCCCAUGAAAUUGUACCUUUUAUGGAGAUUGAGCUUGCCCAAAACUCAAGUAACAGAAACCUAGAUAUUCCAUUUGUGGCAACCCAUAUUCCUUACACUUCUAUGCCAAAAUCCAUAAUAGACUCAGAUUGUAAGAUUAUCUACAUAAGCAGGGAUCCCAAGGAUGUCCUUAUUUCUCAUUGGAUUUUUGAUAUUAAAGUGAGUGGCAUCGGCUUGGAAUCCUUCCCUCUGGAAGAAGCAUUAGAGCAAUACUGCAAAGGGGUCUAUCCUUUUGGACCCUACUGGGACCAUGUUCUAGGAUUCUGGAAAGCAAGCUUGGAAUUCCCGGAGAAGGUACUGUUUGUGAAGUAUGAAGAUUUGAAGACUGAUGGGCCAUUCCACGUAACGAGAAUGGCCAAAUUCAUGGGUCACCCUUUUUCGGUAGAGGAAAAGCAGCAAGGAGUUCCAGAAAAAAUCGUGAAUAUGUGUAGUUUUGAGAAUCUGAGCAGUUUGGAGGUGAAUAAGAACGGAAAAUAUAACCUUCCUGACCUCCCUACUGUUGAAAACAAAUCUUUUUUCAGGAAAGGUAAAGCAGGUGACUGGAAAAAUCAUUUGACAAAUGAGAAGGCAGAAAAACUCGACCAAAUUAUGAAAGAGAAGUUCAGUGGUUCCGGCUUGGUUUGA